AGCGAUCAUUCCCUUAUCUGUCAUCAGCUGUGUGGUGCGGGAUAAGAGUAAAAAACUAAUCAAAUUAAGUAUUUCCCAAAAAGAUCAAAUGGUUCGGUUGUCUGUUUUCUCUUCGGAAUGAUUAUAACAGAAGAAGCUCCUAAAAUGUUGUUCAUUAAGUUACAUAGUUAUUUAGCAUGAUUAGAACCAGUCCUUCAAAAUGCACCAAGAAAUAAAUCGUCUUCAAACGUUUAGUGAAUGGCCCAGUGACGCACAAGUAAGUCCCCAAAGAAUAGCAAAGGCCGGCUUCUUUGCCACAAAACAAGGCUUAGAAGUGGAGUGUUUUGCUUGCCAUGCAAAGAUAUCAGAAUGGAAUUAUGGCGAUCAAGUCAUGACUAGACACAUAGCUUUAAACCGAGAUUGUCCCUUCGUACUGAAUCCCUCUACCUCAGGAAACGUUCCUAUAACAUCCUCUCGUGUACCUUCCACUUCGAUAAACAUGUACAGAUCGUCUGAGACUAGACUGGCCUCUUUUGAAAAUUGGCCUGCUGCUGAUAUUGUUACACCAGAUAGUUUGGUUCAAGCUGGCUUUUACUACCUUAAAGAGGGUGAUAAUACACAGUGUGCCUUCUGUAAAGGCGUUGUGAGAGCUUGGGAGGUUGGUGAUGAUCCAGAUACUGAACACCAGAGACAUUUUCCUAAUUGCCCAUUUGUUAUGGCUGUUAUUAAUCCUAGGCUCCAAGCAAGGAGAGGUAGUAAUGAUAGAAAUAAUCCGGAAAAUAAUCAAAUCGUUAAAGAUUCGUUCCCAAACAUCAAUGUAGUCGGAACCGAACAAAACCUAGGAGAGUUGGGAGUUCAGGCUCACAGGGGCCCAAAGAAAUCGAAUUUUGCUACCGUAGAAGCCCGACUACGUUCCUAUGUUGGAUGGUCCUCGGAUUUGAUUCAAACACCUGAAGUCCUCGCUGAGGCAGGCUUCUACUAUGAAGGAAUGGGCGACCAAGUUAGAUGUUUCCAUUGUGAUGGGGGGCUAAGAACGUGGGAUCCACACGACGACCCAUGGACUGAGCACGCGAGAUGGUUUCCGAAUUGUUCCUUCGUGAAGUUGGUCAAAGGACAAGAUUUCGUUACGGCUUGUACCAUUGGACAAACUACGGAUAGUAGUGUGAGACCUUCCGCUCAAAGAAUACAGACGACUCGAAUUCGAAGAGAAGUUACCGAACGAGAAAUCCAAAGUUACUUGACUAGUCCACAGGCGUUGGCCGCUCUCAGUAUAGGCCUCAAUGUCGAAAGGGUAAAACGUGCAAUAAGAGAAAAGUUGGAGCAGACCGGAAGGGCCUAUUCCCAACCAGACGCUUUAGUGGAGGCAGCUCUUAAUCUGCAACAUGAGGAAGAGGAUCCCAAUUCGCAUGAGCAUUACACUCCAAUAGAUCGUAGUCUUAGGAAUGUUGUGUGUGCAGCAAUGGAAGAGUGUAUCGAUCGACAACCUGAGCAGGUGCAGCAACCCGAGCCUGCACAGCAACCAGAAAUGGACGAGGCGUUUGAAGUAUCCCCCACCACAGCUCCAGAUGGCACUCCGCAGUUGCAUUACCAACUGGUAAAAACAGUAUCGCUGGAAGAAGAAAAUAGGAUUCUGAAAGAAGCUAGGCUGUGCAAGAUUUGUAUGGACAGCGAGGUGGGAAUAGUUUUCCUACCGUGCGGUCACCUAGCGACCUGCGUCAACUGCGCCCCUAAUUUAGAAGAUUGUCCUGUUUGUAGAUCUACUAUUAAAGCCACUGUACGAACGUUUUUCUCAUAAUUAUUCGAUGGUAUUAAAAUAAUUGUUUCCAUAAA
Diabrotica virgifera virgifera (western corn rootworm) is the source of this 1809-nucleotide messenger RNA. It is a transcript of the gene Diap2, whose product is annotated as death-associated inhibitor of apoptosis 2. Gene Ontology annotation, molecular function: cysteine-type endopeptidase inhibitor activity involved in apoptotic process; ubiquitin protein ligase activity. Bases 200 to 1774 code for a protein of 524 amino acids. Gene Ontology annotation, biological process: negative regulation of apoptotic process; regulation of cell cycle; positive regulation of protein ubiquitination. The record is from RefSeq and is a predicted model, not a curated record. Lineage: Eukaryota; Metazoa; Arthropoda; Insecta; Coleoptera; Chrysomelidae. The transcript has 5 exons. Gene Ontology annotation, cellular component: nucleus; cytoplasm.